AGAGAGAGAGAGAGAGAGAGAGAGUUGGUACUGUGUUUUGUUUAAUAUUUAAAUCGUUUAGUGUGUUAGCGAACGAGUGCUUAUAAAUAUUAACCACUACGCACCAGAAGUCUCCCGUCUCCAUGGCAACCAGUGUAAACAAACAUCAGCUGACCACUACCACCACCACCACCACCAUCACCACCAACGCCACCAACACCGCCGCACCACCACCACCAUCACCACUUCACAAAUAGUAUAUCCAUUGUGCCAUCGUCACCACCACCACCAUCACUGUCACCAUCACCACAUCGUUAUCAUAUUACUAACCCCGUAUUUAACACCACCCCCACCCCCACCACCACCACCACCACCACCACCACCACCACCACCAUGGCUAAGAACACAACAUACAAAGGAUAUUCUAAACAGGCUGAGAAGAUUGCAAAAAACACACACUUCACGUGCGAGGAAGUGGACGCCUUACUGACCCUUCAUGACCCAACAGGCACGGCACCUCGCAUGGACGGCAACAGAUUCAGAGACAUGAUGCACGGGACCUUUGCAAUGACGGACGAGGUGCUGAUGGAGGCGAUGUUCAGGGUGUUCGACAUGGACCAGGACGGCGUGGUGGGGCCCGAGGAGUUCGUCUUGAGCAUGUCUGUCUUCCUACACGGCUCCCUUGAUGAAAAGAUUGACUAUUGCUUCAGUGUCUACGACCACAACGGUGACGGAAUGGUGUCCAGGGAUGAAAUGUUCCACCACCUCAAGUCUACUGUGGUUAAUCUUCCACCUGGCGAGGAGCUGGACGAGGUGGCCAAGGAUCUAGUAGAUCUCGUGGUUCGGAAACUAGACCAGGAUCACGAUGGGCGGGUCAGUUUCAGCGACUAUGCAGGAGCGGUGAAGGAGGAGCCGCUGCUGCUGGAGGUGUUUGGGCCAGUGCUGCCAGACAUACAGGAACGGGAACACUUCCUCAGUACCUUCCUGGAUCUGUACGGCCUGAGGGCACAGCAGAUCUAGCGCCAUAGCAGCACGCCACUACGCCAAUUAACUCACUGCACAACAAACACUGAAGCGCCACUCAUCUCACUCACUACCCGGUCCUUGUGAUAUAUUUAUUUAUUUAACUGUGAAUUAUUGUUAAAACUAUGUACUUCUUUUUUUCUUUGGCUUGAAAAUAACAAAAAUGUGGAGAUGAAUAUGAAAGUAUGAAAACUAGCUAUAAAUAAACAUGGAAAUGUGGAAACGAGUAAAAAAUACCUAAAUUAGCAGGAAAAUAGGACUAUGGAAAAUUAUAGCAGUAGUCUUUAUGUGUUGUAAAUAUAUUUAAACCGAACUUCAAAUGAUUGUGUUGAGAGAUACAAGUUUUGAAACGAGUACGCUUAAUAAAGACUAACGACCAAUAUUGAAGUGAUAAUUCAUCCUGUAUUAAAGAUGUGAAGGUUACGUUGAUGAACUCAAAAUUAUAAAAAAAAAAUUGAUAAAACACAUCCAUCACAUUCUAAGCUUCGGAAAUCUCCAAGGCUUGUGUUUCCAAAAGCCGCAGGGAUGAUUAAUCAGGUUCCCAUAGGCGUUUCUUCUCAUUGAUAGUGGAAAAUCUUUUUACACUCAAUGAAAUCAUGAUAACACGAAAAUCCCAAAUGAGGUUAUCUAUUACUAAAACCAUGGAAAUAUUAGUAAACCUCAAUAAUUUCCACAAGUGGCUGUUUAACUAGCCAAAGAAUUGUGAAAACCAUUGAAAAUCCUCCAAACUUUAAAUAGUGCUUGUUAAACUAACCCAAGAAUCGUUAAAGUUAUUUAAGAUCCUAUUAACUUCUACUAGCACUUGUUAAAUUAUCCCUAGAAUCCUGAAAACUAUUGAAAAUCCUGUUCAUUCUCCAUAGAAUCCUGAACACCCUUGAAAACUCCACUAACUUCCACUGCAGCCUGUUCAAAUACCACUGUAAUCCUGAAAACCCUUGAAAAUCCCAGUAACUUCCACUGCAGCCUGUUCAACUAUCACUGUAAUCCUGAAAACCCUUGAAAACCCCACUAACAUCCACUGCAGCCUGUUCAAGUACCACUGUAAUCCUGAAAACCCUUGAAAAUCCCAGUAACUUCCACUGCAGCCUGUUCAACUAUCACUGUAAUCAUGAAAACCCUUCAAAACCCCACUAACUUCCACUGCAGCCUGUGAAAUCAGUAGAGACAACACACCAACAUUCAACAUUAGCUACUGAAUAUAGGAAUUAUCAAUUUGAAAACCCAAGUAACUUCAGUACAGCCUGUUAAACUCACUGUAAUCAUGAAUAAACCUUUGAAAACCCCACUAUACCCUAUGAAAUCAGUAGAGGCAAAACUACACUACUGUACCAAUUGAAUGGAGGAAUUAUCGAGUUUAUUUUGUAGUUUCCCAGUGCGAAUGCAAAUUUCUAUUACAACCAAAAACUACAAUGACGACCUUGAGCCAUCCCUAAACAUUUCUCUCCUGCUAAGGCUUAACAAUCAGAAUCCGGCAGUCUUUUUGUAAUAAUUUCUUCUGGUAAAUCUUUAUAUUACUUCCGUUUCAUGACUGCUAUCCUGAAAUCAGUAAGUUGCUAUUGAGUCUAGUUAAAAUACUCACCUCAACUCUUUCAGUGCUAUCAGACAGUUCUUGAAUCACAAACCACUCUGAAAUAUAUCCUUUUCUUCCACGGCCUCCUCAAAACGUUACAUUAGCUAGAAAUAGAACCUCCUCUUUUACUUGUAUUUUUUUCUUGUAGGUGCCUUGAAAUGUUUUGUACAGCACUUUUAAUGUGAGUUCUUGUAUAUCACGGUGAAAGGGUUAAAAUUACCUAGUUUCAUGAAAUUCUGACAUGCAGUGGACCCUUUUAAUAAUUUCCAGAGGUUACUCUGGAUUGCAAAGGUAAAGGGGUGAUCUGCCCUGUAUAGGAGAAGGGCACACUCAAGUCACGGUCCUUUCACACAGAAUCACAUGCAUUUCAAUGGGGUUCGUGUGCACCAAUGUGUGCUUCCAUUGAAAUGCAUGUAAAGCGCGACUAGACCAAGAGUGCACUGUGGCUUGAGUGUGACUGAUCCUAGUGUGCAUCACCCUGAGGACAAACACUGAGGAGAAUAAUAAUAAUGAGUGGUCUUAGCAAACCUUUCUUUUCACUGGAGCAGACUAAUAGAUCGUAAUAGUUCAGAGUGAGUGAUUUAUUGAGACAAAGUAUAUAUAUAUCUUAAAAGAAUGACACACAAAGACUCAGAAUCUCUCUCUCCCUACUUAACAAAAUCUUCUGGAGUCGUUCCCUUAAUGAUAACUAACCUUUGACAACACAAAUACUUAAAUCACUGAAGUGAAUCACCAUAACAACAAACUGAUGCAUUAAAAUGAAUGACAAAAACUUCCCUAAAUGUAUGUAUAUAUAUGUAUAUGUAUAAUUACUGAGGGAUUCCUAAAAAAUUUUCAUUAUCAAAGACCUUAAAAGAAAAAAAUACAAUAAAAACACUAAAGGAAAUUGGAGAAGAAAGGAAAAGUGAAAAAGGAGACAGAGAAAUCAUAAUAUGGAAUGAAUAUUAGAACUAUUAUUUUUUUGGUAGUGGUUUUGCUGUUUCCCGUUUUUUUACUUUUUUUUUACAUUUUUUGUGUUUUUUUUUUUCUUCCAUUAACCAUGUGUCCUAUUAGCAGUAAGGGCAGAGGGUGGGCAGCGGGCAGGGGGGACACACAACCUGACUACAGGACUGGCAGACAUGACCAACGACACUCUCACCAUGAAACAAAAACGACCAAUUCUCUUCACUGUAUACACAACUCCCACCAUGAAAUAAAACCUAACAGUUGAAAUUACAGUUAAGCUCUAAUUCUCGAUCUUACUGUCAUUUUAGCAUCAAUAAGAUCUUUUGAGAUGUGUUAUUUCAUCAGUCAAGAAAACAUCUUAGGAGGAGGAGGCUGGCAGUUCAAGAGACUUAAGAAUAGAUGACUGUUUAUCUUUCAUUGAGGCUUAUGCUGGGAGCUCUAAGCCUCCUGUGUGUGUGUGUGUGUGUGUGUGUGUGUGUGUGUGUGUGUGUGUGUGUGUGUGUGUGUGUGUGUGUGUGUGUGUGUGUGUGUGUAGUGGUGAAUGUUGAUGGGGGUAAGGAUAUGGAAAUGAUUAAACACAAGAAUGGUGAGGUGAACAAAGGAAAAAGGAGAGAUAUUAGUGAAGGGGAAGGAAUAGAAGAGAAUAAGAAAAGUAUAAAUGAAAACAAACAAUGGAAGAACUUAAAAUGGAAAUAAAAAAAAAAAGAUAAUAAUAAUGAUACAACUGAAAGGUGCCACCAUCACAUCACCACCACAACCUGCCACACAGUAUUGCCAAUCACACAGCAACACCGGCCAGGCCUCCACAAACACACAAACACAACAAACACACAAACACUUGCAUUGGAUUUGUCGACAUGUGCAAGUCUGUGUUUUGUUUACAUUUUGCAAGACGUGUUGAUAAAGAGUGCCGUUGUCCCUUCCCUGCCUCACCACAUGUCAGGUCUGUGCCACCCUUGCCCUCUACGCCACAUCUACCACGUGGGGAACUCUGUCACUCUCUCGCCGCGCCACAGCCACACCCCUAUGCUGCUCAGUGUCACCACUACAAAAAGUCAUAAAUCUUUACCACAAAACAGCUGGUGUGGGUUAAGUUAAUGUUACCUAAAUUUACUGUACUUUAAAGAUGCUUAGAUUUUUGGGUGUAACUUAAUUUACUACACAAUGCUCGCCUUUCUCUUAAGUUUCUAGUGUAAAGUGUUUUGGUUAUGGUUACUUAAAGAGUCUACUACGACAUGCCGGGUUGACUUAAAGUAUUCACCCCGAAAUGUUUGGUUUUUAGUCAAUUGUUUGCCAGGAAAUGCUUAAAUCCACUUACUUAAAUUUACCACAAAAUGUUUAGGUAGUCACUUAAAAAUAUUUACCCACAAAAUACUUAAGAUCCAGUUACGUACUUAAAUUUACCAGAAAACAGUUCGUCGCUUAAAAAUUUACAAAAAACGCCUGGAUUCAGUCACUUAAAAUUUACCACAAAAGACUCGGAUUUGCUAAAAAAAAUAUACAGUUCUCUCAAAAGCAUUACUCUUAAAAUACAAAAGAUACCUCUUAAUCUUAUGAAAAGGUUAAGUACACACAAAAAGUACUUGCCUAGCUUUAGAAACAUUCUCAUAAACACUUGCCUUGUUGAUGCCUCGUCUGGGGAAAUUAGAAUAAUGACAUAACAUUUGUGAUUAGGCUAAGAAUCGAGGGUUUUUUUUUUUUUACACUUUUCACCUUGGAAGAUCAGACCCAAACUACUUUUUAAAAACACUUAUAAGUACUACACCUCACUUAACUCUUUUAUCCAUGGAACAAAUAUAAAAAAGUAAAUAAACACUUUUUUGUUAUUCACCAUUGAAAAACAUGAGCAAAAUGAGAAAAAUAGUAAAAUAAUAAAAAAAGAGCUUGGAAUAUGAACAAUGCUAUGAGACAAGAAAUAAAUACAUUAAAUAAUAACACAUUUUCUUUUACAUUUACCUUUAAAAACACUUGAGCAAAUGAAAAUAUAGUUUAACCACUAAAAACAAAAGUAAAACAGUAUAGCAAUAUAUUAACACUGAAAUUAAUUA
Scylla paramamosain (green mud crab) is the source of this 5565-nucleotide messenger RNA. Its product is annotated as calaxin-like. Lineage: Eukaryota; Metazoa; Arthropoda; Malacostraca; Decapoda; Portunidae. The record is from RefSeq and is a predicted model, not a curated record. Gene Ontology annotation, molecular function: calcium ion binding. The coding region runs from base 373 to 999 and encodes 208 amino acids. The transcript is spliced from 6 exons.